AUGGCAUGGCUGGUCUUUGCCUUUGCUACGGCUGUCCUGGCAGUAGAAACGACAAAUAGUGCCACGAAUACCUCGCCCAACUGUACACCCUCCAAUUGUGUCGCCAAGUGCAACCCAUCCUGCUCUUCAGAUCAAGUAUGUGUCCUUGGUACCAUGAGUGAAUGUGGUGUUUGUCCUCGAUCAUCAUGUGUUUCAAGAUCACUUCUCGGUGGAGGUGGAGGAAGUAGUGGUGGUGAUGGCUCAUCAUCCUCCUCGGGAUCCGAUUCCUCUUCCGGUGGUAAUGGUAGUAACAGCAACAGUAGCCAUGGCAACAACAAUGAUCAAGGAACAUUGAUUGGCGGUGUGGUGGGUGGAUUACUCGGCGCUGGUUUGGUUGUCUCUGCUGCAGGCUAUGCCGGUUUUCGAUACAGACAAAAGAAACGCAACACGUUACCUUUUGCCUUUCACGGAAAAUCCAUACCUCACAACAACCUGCAAACGGAUAACAGCAGCAUUCGCGAUAUGCAGCAGAUUGCUACUACUACCCCUUCAAGUCCUCCACCCUUACGACAAGAAGUGAUGUCCGGUGUCAUACCUAUUGCCUAUGUGCCCCCUUCACGAGAUAGCGUUCGUACACAGGAUCAACAACCAAGGCCUAUUUCACAGGAUAUGCGCAGCAUUGAGCAACAACAACAGCAAUACGACCAUACUGUACGAUCUUCUACGUUGUAUAGAUUCAAACAACAACAGCAACAGAUCCAUCAACAACUACCACAACAACGAUUAUCCACAUCCAAUGACAAUCCUUUCUCUGAUACAAAUCACAUGGCCGAUGACGACGACGAAGAUGAGGAUCGCGAAUCGGUUGUGCAGCCAACAACAGCAACAUACCAGGUCAUGCGUGCACGGCCUCAGAUCAUGCGUGUCAAUACCGUUCGUGUACAGGAUGGCCUUACUCGCCAAGGAUCCACUCGCACUAUCCUUACCAAAGAAGAUGAAUUGGAUGAUCCAUUCCAUGAUCGUCAUCAUACCACGACAUCAGAAAACAAUCCUACAGAUAGCAUUUUAUCAGGUCCUGGAGAUGGCGAAAUCACUAUCUUUUGGGAUGGAAAACGAAGCUCAUCAUAA
Molecule: messenger RNA, 1107 nt
Organism: Lichtheimia ornata
Lineage: Eukaryota; Fungi; Mucoromycota; Mucoromycetes; Mucorales; Lichtheimiaceae
Exons: 3
Coding region: 1-1107 (368 amino acids)
Source: RefSeq, a predicted model, not a curated record